This is a messenger RNA of Andrographis paniculata, 1347 nucleotides long. Its product is annotated as peroxidase 42. The transcript is spliced from 4 exons. The coding region runs from base 126 to 1121 and encodes 331 amino acids. Gene Ontology annotation, molecular function: peroxidase activity; heme binding. Gene Ontology annotation, biological process: hydrogen peroxide catabolic process; response to oxidative stress. Lineage: Eukaryota; Viridiplantae; Streptophyta; Magnoliopsida; Lamiales; Acanthaceae. The record is from RefSeq and is a predicted model, not a curated record.
CUUCUUAUUUAAAGUGAGAAGGCUAAGAGAGGUGGCAGUGAGGUCAGUGACCUUGAUUCAGUGAAAAAAGAAAAGAUUAUCAGAAAGAGAAAGGUAAAGAAGGAAAAGAAAGAAGAAAAUCAGUAAUGGCGUCCAAGGCUGUCUUCUUCCUUGCAGCCCUCUUCUUCUCUGCACUCUCUGCUAUUGCCUUUGCAGACGCUGACAAUGGAGGCACUGGCCUUGCCAUGGACUACUACAAGGACUCCUGCCCUCAAGCUGAAGACAUCAUCAAGGAACAGGUUCAGCUCCUCUACAAGCGCCACAAGAACACUGCUUUCUCUUGGCUGAGAAACAUCUUCCAUGACUGCUUUGUUGAGUCAUGUGAUGCAUCCUUGUUGCUGGAUUCCACAAGGAGGAUGCUGUCGGAGAAGGAGACUGAUAGGAGCUUUGGUAUGAGGAAUUUCAGGUACAUCGAGGAUAUUAAGGAGGCUUUGGAGAGAGAAUGCCCUGGAGUCGUUUCCUGUGCAGAUAUUCUUGUUUUGUCCGCCAGAGAUGGCAUUGUUGCACUUGGAGGGCCACACAUCCCACUCAAAACAGGAAGAAGGGAUGGGAGAAAAAGCAGGGCAGACAUCCUGGAACAGCACCUGCCAGACCACAACGACAGCAUGAGCGUUGUUCUUGAUCGGUUCGCCAACAUUGGAAUCGACACUUCCGGAGUUGUUGCUUUACUAGGUGCUCACAGUGUGGGUAGAACUCACUGUGUCAAACUGGUUCACCGUCUCUACCCUGAGGUGGAUCCUUCUCUCAAUCCCGGCCAUGUCGAACACAUGCUCCGCAAGUGCCCCGAUGCAAUUCCUGACCCAAAGGCAGUCCAGUAUGUGCGAAAUGAUCGUGGCACCCCUAUGAAGCUUGACAACAACUAUUACAGGAACAUUCUGGACAACAAGGGGCUGAUGCUUGUUGAUCAUCAGUUAGCCACUAACAAGAGGACUAAGCCCUUCGUCAAGAAAAUGGCCAAGAACCAAAACUACUUCUUCAAGGAGUUUUCCAGGGCCAUCACCAUCUUGUCCGAGAACAAUCCGCUCACAGGUACAAAGGGUGAGAUCAGGAAGCAGUGCAAUCUUGCCAACAAGCUCCAUUGAAAUCGAAGCCGUCUACUGCUUUCCUGAAUAAAACAAGGAAGUCUCUUGCUGGUUUUCGUUUGGCAGCCAUGUUUAUGUUGGAUGUUGUUCUUUGUUCUUGCUUUCUUUUCAUUUCAGAUCAAUGGGUUUGGAGAUUGUUGUAAGGAAUGGAAUGGUGGUUGAUCAUGGUGUAUUAGUGUUAAUUAUCUAUGCUUUGGAACGAUGAAGGUUGAAUGAGUUCAAUGGA